AUGAGAAAUUAUUAUAUUGAACCGAGUGGAGUAUAUAAUCAACAUUAUUCAGGAAGACAUACGAAUAACAUAUACUAUGAUGCAUUAGAUGAAGAUUUGAUACAAAGUGAAGAAGAUUCUAAUGAUUCAGAAGAAGAAUCAGAAAAUGAAUCAGAUGAGCAAUCAGAAAAUGAAUCCGAAGAAGAAUCUGAAGAAGAAUCAGAGGAAGAAUCAGAAAUUGAAACAGAAAAUGAAUCUGAAGAAGAAUCAGAUAAUGAACCAGUUAAAAAAAAUAUCAAAAAAAAAAACAGACAACUAAAUGAACAUGAAAUAACUGAAGUUAUUAAAGGAUUAAAAGACACUACACCACGUAAAGAUUUAAUUAAUGUAUGGAUUCAAACCUUGGGUGUAUGUAAAUUAGGAUGGCAUAAUAUAAUAAAUACUUUAAAAGAUUAUGAAGAAGAGUGUUUGUCUAAAUACAAAAAGAUUAUAUCACCACAUUAUGGUGGAACACAGAGAGAAAAAUAUCCUCAAGAAUAUUGGAAAGAAUGCUUGUAUAAUAUUGAAUUUAAAUUAUUAAAUAUAUCAUAUGAAUAUAAUAAAAAGUUUUAUGGAUUGCUAAAUAGAAAUGCUAAAGAUGAUAAAAUAAAAAUAUUCUUAUUUUCAUGUUUAAAAAAAUUUGACAAUUUAAAAAAAAAAUUAUGUGAAGAGUACAAAAUGAAUUAUAUAAAUAUUAUGAAAGUACCUUGA
This is a messenger RNA of Plasmodium adleri (nom. inval.), 729 nucleotides long. Its product is annotated as Plasmodium exported protein (PHISTa), unknown function. The transcript has 2 exons. The record is from RefSeq and is a predicted model, not a curated record. The coding region runs from base 1 to 729 and encodes 242 amino acids. Lineage: Eukaryota; Apicomplexa; Aconoidasida; Haemosporida; Plasmodiidae.